Messenger RNA from Bactrocera dorsalis (oriental fruit fly), 4880 nucleotides. RefSeq lists its product as uncharacterized. Gene Ontology annotation, biological process: regulation of RNA splicing. The coding region runs from base 431 to 4414 and encodes 1327 amino acids. Lineage: Eukaryota; Metazoa; Arthropoda; Insecta; Diptera; Tephritidae. The record is from RefSeq and is a predicted model, not a curated record. The transcript has 4 exons. Gene Ontology annotation, molecular function: RNA binding. Gene Ontology annotation, cellular component: ribonucleoprotein complex; nucleoplasm.
UUCUUUUAAUUUUAACGAAAGUGUCUAUCUGUUGUCUGUCAUAUGAUGAAAAAAUAGGUGACAAAAGAUUUUCUUGCUGCGGACUAAUUUUGAUCAAAAAUUAAAAGAAUUUUACCAAUAAUAACGAUAUUAUAAUCACGAAAACGGGCCCAUUUGCUAGUGGUUUUAUUGGAUUAGUUUAUUUUCAAUUUUUCUUGGUUUUAGUGCUAACCAUAGUACAAUGUGUAUGAAAUAAUAUAUAGCUUAGAUUUGGAAGCAGAGCUCAUGUCAUCUCUACAACUAACCGUAUUGGACUAAUAAAGACAACUUAACCAAAUACAUAUUUAAUUAAACAACGCGAAUAGCUAUUGUAUGGCUGUUCGCUAAAUGGAUGUUUUGAACCUGUAAUAAAAUAAAUAAUAAUUGCGUAGAAUUCUCGGACAAGUAAAAGAUGAGUGUUAUAAUUCGUUUGCAAAAUUUGCCGUGGUCGGCAAAUGCAUUGGAUAUACGGCAAUUUUUCAAAGGUCUCUCAAUACCGGAUGGAGGUGUUCACAUUGUUGGUGGUGAAAUGGGCGAUGCUUUUAUCGCAUUCAGCACCGACGAAGAUGCUCGUCAAGCAAUGAUGCAUGAUCGUAAAAAAAUCAAUGAGGUUCAAGUACGUCUAUUGCUUUCGUCGCGAGCAGAAAUGCAAAAAGUGAUUGAAACUGCACGCCAGCAAUCUCUCCAAGCCCUCAAAAAUGCUGGUGCCGUACCAGCUAUCAAAGCCACUGUAGUCCCAUCGACCUUAUCCAAUCCGCAACCACCGGUCAUUACUCAAAAUAGUCUACAUAAUAUACUUUCGAGUGCAGCACCAUCAUUUUUGGCAUACCAAAAGCAAGCUGGCAUCACACUUGUGGAAACGCCAAAUGAGCCCAACAUUAAUGAAUCCGUGAGUACACAUCGUAGUAGCGUUGAAAAAACUCGCGAUCGCCGCCGUUCUACAUCACGAGAUCGUCGUCGAUCGCGUUCACGUGACCGAAUCGAACGUAAUGAUCGUAACGGUUCACGUCGUGGUCGACGCGAUAGAAGUCGCUCUCGAUCGCGAGAUCGCGAUUGGAAGAGUCGACGAUCUAGCCGACGUUCAAGAAGCCCAGAUCGUGGUCAUGACAGAAAUAGAGAUCGCAGUCCAGAUCGUAGUCGAAACUCCAGCAGAAGCAAUAUGAACAGCAGAGAACGAGAAAGUGGAAAUACCCAAUCUAAUAAAUCCAGCACAGAUUUACUCGGUACCAAAUCGCUUAGUAAGAUAUUAGACACAAAUGAGAGUGCUAGCGCAAAACUAGGAAGUAUUUCGCCUUGGGGUAUACCUGGCAUCAACUCGUAUCAAACAAACAGUUCAGACAACAUUGGUGGAACAUCUACCAACAGUUCUACACCAUUUUCAAUCGCUGGCUCCAAUACCAGUAACAUUUUAAACCCAUUUAGUGUGGGGACUGCCAUUCCGGGUUUACGAGGUUCGCAGUUGGCUAAUUCAUACACUAGCAGCGUUGGCAAUAAAAGUCCUGAUUCUCAGUCUAACACGAGCGCCGUGAACAUACCAGCAGGCAGCGUCAUGCCACCAUUCCAGAGCUACUCCUCUUCGGUUGCGACACCCAAUAAUUACAGCAUACAUUUGUUUAACUCUAAUUCGAACAGUAGUGACUCACCUAAGACCUUUGCAUUGCAAAAUCCCUAUACGACGGCGAUACAACAGGCCACAUUGAAUACAAACUCAACAGAUUCAGCCAGCGCUGAAAAGCGUAGCCCCACUCAACAGAACACUAGCACAAUGUUCCCUGGCCUUAGCUUGAUUGAUAAGAAGCCGGAUGUACCUUUGACGCAAGGUAAUCCAACGGCAACAUCGACGUCUAAUUUCUCGUCAGUGAGUCAAUUGUCACAAGAGCCCAUCGCAUUCGCUAAUACCAACCCUUAUGCCCAAAUGUAUCCAAAUCUGUUCGCACAGGCCGCUGCAGCCAGUGUUGCCAAGCCAAGCAACAUCUCACAGAAAUCAACAGAGCCGGAAACACAACGUUCUAAAGAGCCGGUAAAAGGAAGCUGCUGUAUCAAGGUUAGCGACAUGUGUGCGAGUACCACAUACAGUGAUGUACGUAAAUUCUUCAUGGGUCUCUUCAUCCCACACAAUGGAAUCAAAAUGGUAAACGAUAAGCAUGGUUUGCGAAUCGGCGUAGCGUAUAUAAAAUUUUCACGAGUGUCCAGUGUACAUAAAGCGUUAAUGCGUAAUAAUUCCACGCUUAAGUCGAAAGCUGUCAAAGUAGAGAUGGUAACUGAUGAGGAAUUCGACGAGGUGGAGGACAGUUAUCGCCCCCAGGGACGAUUUGACCGUAACAAUGAUCGUGGAGACCGCAACUAUUCCGAUAAUCGCGGAGAUUAUGAUCGUAAUGAUGAUGACAACGACGAUACGAAUACUCGUGGUGACCGAGUGCCGAACUCCGACAUGGAAUUGAAAUCGGAACCUUUUACUGUACUCUAUAUUGAAGAUAUACCCUCAUCGGCGGUUGAGCACGAUCUUAUGCGCAUGUUCUCCUCUUACACCAUUUUCGAUAUUUUAUUAACACCUAGUCGUGAAAAUCGCCGAGAAUUCAAAGGGCAUGUGCUCUUCUCACGUGCCGAAGAAGCGAAAGCAGCUUUGGAGGACAAAUCACGGCAUAUGAUUGGCUACCGCAAAGUGCGUGUACGCCCAGCUACGGUCGAUGAAAUGGAAAGAGAAAAAGAGAAACUACGUUUGGCUAAUGAGCAAUUGAUGAAAGAAGAAGAAGCACUCGCCGAAGCGGAGAGAUUGAAAGAAGAGCAAAAUCAAGCUGAAGAUGAUAUGGAUGUAGCGGAUGACACGAGCAGCCUGGCUUGCACCGAUGUUAAUAAUGACAUGCAAUUAAACGAAAAAACAGAACGUAAUAGUUCAACCGAUUCUAAGAAUACUAAUAUACCUAGUCUUUUCGAUAUUGAUUCAAUGAGGGGUGACGAUAAUAUGUCAAGAGGUGGUAAUACACCAAGUGAUCCCCGUCUGCGUCGACAGAAGCCAAGCCGCUUUGAACCUUUAAAGCCCACGGACGAGAUGAACCUGAACAUGAAUAUCGGCAACAAUAUGGGUAUGAGUAGUAAUAUGAGCCAAAGUAGCAAUAUGAGUAUGAGCAGCAACAGGGGUAUGAGCAGCAACAUGGAUAUGAACAGCAACAGGGGUAUGAGCAGCAACAUGGAUAUGAACAGCAACAGGGGUAUGAGCAGCAGCAUGGAUAUGAGCAGCAACAUGGGUAUGAGCAACAACAUGGAUAUGAGCAGCAACAUGGGUAUGAACAACAACAUGGGUAUGCACAACAACAACAUGGGCAUGAACAUGAAUAAUGGUGGAAAUUUCAUGGCGCCGAUGAUGAAUAACAACAAUAGAAACAUGAACAGCAACAAUAUGAUGAACAACUCAAACGGGAUGAAUAAUUUCAUAAUUAUGAAAAACUGUGAUUAUAAUACCCGUAUGAAUGACAUAGCUGAUCUCUUGCAGGGCGCAUUUUUGCGUCUCAAACAUAUUGAACCGUUACGCGGUGAACGCAAUAUGCCAACCGGAGAAUUCAUUGUCGAAUUCCAAGAUUCUCGUGAUGCAGAAACCGCCUUACAUCAAUUCAACAACACCACAUUUCGUCAACGAAAACUUCGUAUACGACCGAUCAUGCCACAGGAGAUCGCUGACAAAAUUGGAAAGCCUUUCAUGAAUUGUUACCCUGGUGGUGGUGGUAGUGGUGGUGGGCCAGAUGGCCGACCAUUCGACAGGAAUCCAUUUCAGGGAAAUAAUAAUGACGGACCACCGAUAAUGAAUAUGGGCGGUGGCUCUGGUGGGCGCUACGGCAAUAACAACAUGAACAACGACAACAACAAUGGCCGUGGCGGUAUGGGAGGUAAUAGUAAUGGCGGUGGUUCAAUGAUGAAUCGCGGUGGUCGCGGUGAUCGCGGUCACAACGGUGGCUAUCGAAGUGAUCAUUCAAGUGGCGGAAUGCGCAAUCGUGGUGGUCGCAGUAACAACAGCGCAUCAAGUCACGAUGGCCACAAUUCGGACCAGGAUGACGAAAUACAAAUAAUUGAUGAUAGCAGCAACGAUGUUGUUAUUAGUGGUGGUAGUGGACCAAACCGUGGUGAUGGAGAUAGUAGUGGCAUACCGGAAAAAUUCACACGCCCCGGCUGCGUGAUAGCCAUGGAAAAUGUGCCCUACAAGGCCGAGCUUAUAGACAUAUUGAAGUUUUUCGGUGGUUAUGAUUUAACUCCAGAUGAUAUUAUAAGACGUUUCAAUGACGAUGGCACACCGACAGGCGAUGCACGUGUUGCGUUUGAAACGCCAUCGAUGGCACGUUCGGCCUACAAUUCACGGCGAAGAAAACAGAUUUUCAAUCGCACCAUACGCUUGUCAUUGCUGUAGGACAGGGAGUACUAAUUUCAGAAGGGUGGCUGUAAAUAUGGGAUAGAUUACGUUUAGAUUUACGCAUACACAUACAUACAUAUGUACAUACUUAACCUAUGUAGACUAAAUUAUAAUUUUAAGAUUUGCUUCAUACCAUACUCAAUAUUUGUAUUUUGUAAAUACGAGACAACAAUAGGGGUAUUCAGACCAGCUUUGUUAAUUCGUUAGUCGUUACUCGGUAGUUUUUUACGUGGGCUUUGUUUUUGUAAAAUUAAAAGAUUAUCGUUUUACCGAGUAACGAAGUACCAGACUGGCAAGCAUGAUAGUUUUUUCGUUACUUGGUAACAUCACUCAGCUGUUUUGUUUGCGUUGUUGCCUCAAAAGUUAACUUAAUUCAUUGCAAAAAAAUACAUUUGCUGUCUACUACAAAUUAGUUUCUGACAAAUUUUUCAAAAGUAAGUAUUUAAUAUAAUUGAAUCAGCUG